AUGGACCAGUUCAAAGGGCAGCCUGCAUGGGUUCUCAUUGGAGUGAGCGGGCUCAUGGGAAUCAUGAUAUGGAUAGCCCGACUAUUGAUCCAGGCCUUUGUGUCUCAUCCCCUGGCUCACUUCCCGGGCCCCAGACUAUCAGCUCUGAGUAAUCUAAAUUAUUCAUGGGCCUACAUGGGCGGCCGGCAACCAUACGAUAUUCUCAACUUGCACGCAAAAUACGGUCCUGUCGUGCGUGUGGCACCGAAUGAGCUUUCUUUCAACACACCGCAGUCCUGGAAAGAUAUAUACGCGCCACGAAAAGGCCGGCCCACGUUCAUCAAGAGCGACUUUUACGACGGUGGAAACUUCGCUGAUCAAGCCAGCUCGGUUGUCAGCGAGCGUGAUCCUGCAAAACACCGCGCGAUGCGCAAGUUUCUUGCCGCCGCCUUUUCAGAACGAUCACUGCGCGAGCAGGAAGGUCUCGUCACACAGGUCAUUGACGACUUUAUAGACCAGGUUGGUCAACGGGGCAACUCUAAGGAGGGUGUCGACAUGACGAUGUGGACUAAUCUGCUCACCUUCGACAUCAUCGGCCAGCUGGCCUUUGGGGAGUCGUUCCAUGGCCUCGAAACGGGGAAUCUCCAUUUCUGGAUAGCGGUUGUUACAGAAAGCAUGGGACAAGCCGGUCUCUCUGACUUUUUGAAACGCUUCCCCAUUAUUGGCCACAUCUUUUUAAAGCUCAACCCACGCUGGUUAAACAAGCUCAUGGAUGGCGCCAUCAAACACCAAACGUAUACGAUCGACUUGGUCAAACGGCGAAUCCAGCAAAAGACCAACCGGAAAGACUUCAUGAGCCACCUGUUGGCAGAGCGCAACGCAUCCCAGAUAUCGGAUAUUCAGUUAGCCGCUCACGCUUCGGACUUUGUCAUCGCGGGGAGUGAAACAACAGCCACAUGUCUGGCAACCGUCAUUUACUACGUCGGUCGUAAUCCGCGCAUCCUCAAGGCACUGCAGGAGGAGGUCCGAUCCGCCUUCGGAAGGCCCGAGGAGAUCAACGGACAAUCCACCUCCUCGCUUAAGUACUUGCAUGCGGUAUGCCUCGAGGCAUUGCGUAUCUUUCCCCCGCUGGCAUUGGGUUUGCCACGGGUGGUGCCGGAAGGCGGAGAGAUGAUAGAUGGGUACUUUGUGCCAGCGAAAACAAUCGUCUCCACAAACCCAUUCGCUGCCAGCCUCGACCCGGCGAAUUUUGAUGCCCCGUGGGUCUUCUGUCCAGAGCGCUGGCUAAGACUGAGUGCGGAGGACCAACUGGAGGCCAGUCAACCCUUCUCAAUGGGUUCACGCUCAUGCCUGGGCCAAGGGUUGGCCUGGUUGGAACUGCGGUUGACCUUGGCAAAGCUUUACUACUGGUAUGAUCUGAAGCUGGUGGACGAUGAGCUGGAAUGGCACGGGGAUGUGGCCAUGCAUCUCUUGUGGGUUAAGCCCAAGCUCAUGACGCAGGUGACUCCACGGGCCAAGUGA
Molecule: messenger RNA, 1500 nt
Organism: Aspergillus clavatus NRRL 1
Lineage: Eukaryota; Fungi; Ascomycota; Eurotiomycetes; Eurotiales; Aspergillaceae
Product: cytochrome P450
Exons: 8
Coding region: 1-1500 (499 amino acids)
Molecular function (GO): heme binding; monooxygenase activity; oxidoreductase activity, acting on paired donors, with incorporation or reduction of molecular oxygen
Source: RefSeq, a predicted model, not a curated record